UUAAACAUUUGAGACUACGGUUUAGACUGUGCUGCUGUAAAUUAAAUGCAAUAUUCAACUUCAAGCUGCUUUAAUCAGUACAAUCAGUUUAUUUUUUGCAUCAAUAAGGUACUUCCAUUUUGUAUUGAUUUUUGCAGCCCCUUUAGACAAAAACCGUAAAGAUUUGGCGAGUGUACGUUUGUGCUUAUGUGCUCAUUUGCUUAUGUAGAUCAUACAGAAGCAUCCAUAUUUGUUUAAUGCUAUUUUCUAACUAGUUUCAGCUGCUUGUAGCUGUAGGACCAAGUAUAUUAUUUUAUCACCAAGUUAACUGUAAUAACUAAACUAAUAACUCUAAUAAAAAAAAAUAACUAGUAAAAAUAAUAUAUCAAAGCUGUUAGCCUGACAGUUUUUUUAACCUCUUCUGCCCCCUAGUGGCCAUAAAUUUGUUAUUGGCGCUUAGUAAUGAGGGUCAUUUUAAAGAAAGGUUCAAACAAACAGGAAGUGAAGCACGUGGUGAGAAACCCCCAGCUGUAGCAGUUCAAUAUCUUUGAAGAAUCUUGUUUCUUUGUUAAACUGCAGCAAUGGAAGCAUUGAGGGGGGCCCUACACAUGGAUGAACUGGGGGAGGAGAGAGCACAGUGAGGCUGUCAUGUAAGCCAUCUCCUCUGGGGCCACCUCUCGGUGCGCACUGCUUCCUGCCUCAGGUAGAAGCCUCAGUGCUGCUCAGGCGUCAGGCUGCUCGUGCUCUUCUGCUCACCCUGCCACCGAGACGGCAACAGCAGCACUCUCAAAGCACUGAAAUGGAGAAGAGCUGUUCAGAGUGUCCAGAGCCGACACUUGCACAGAGUCUGUGUACGCUCUGCAACAAGUGGCUUUGUUACCAGUGCACAGAUUUGCAUCAGCAUCAGAGAGCUCCCACGACUUCCCAGUACACAGACUUGCACCCACAGCAGAGGCCCAGUGCCGCCCAGCGUCCUGACCUGCACCAGAGAGGCUCCAGCUCCCUGCCUCCGACUGGACAAGGCCCGGGGUCGUAUCCUUGUUCCCUCCUCAUGUGCCACUCUCAUAGACAGGAGCCCUUGGAACUGUUUUGUGAAUCAUGUGACCUUCUGUGCUGUAGCAGCUGUCACCUGUCCUCCCACAAAAACCACAGGGUGGUGCAGAUCGGCAAGGCCCUUCAGGAUCAGCAGUGGCUGUUUCAGAGCCUGAUGGUGCAGGUGGAGGAAAGGAGGUCUGCAUUGGAGAACAAUGCAAAACAGAUAGAGGACAGACUUCACGGAGUAAAGAUUGCACACAGGAAGGCAGAGAACCAGAUUAAAAUGGCAAAGAUGAUUAUGAUGAACGAGCUUAACAAACGAGCCAACCUAUUAAUAGAGCAACUGGAGAAAAUCUCAGAGGACUUCCAGCAGCGUCUGGAGGACCAGCUGCAGGGGGCAAUCGAGCUAUGUGGCCAGCUGGACCACGUUCAGAAGUUCAUCACCUGGGCUAUGACCCACCACUGCAGAGGCCCGGUCCUCUUCAGCAGGACUCUGAUUUCACUGCAGAUGCAGCAACUGGUUGAGUCGUCACUCCACUCAGACUCCUGGAGUCCUGUCAAGAUCAAAUUCGACUGGGAUGCCAGUUACUGGACAAAGCAGAUUUCCUCUUUAGGCCAGCUGACUGUUGAAGGUGGACACUGCACUUAUCCUCAGGGCUUGGCAUGCUCCAGUGUUCUCAGGCCUCAGCCCAUCACCUGCUUAGCUCUGCCUUCUGUGUGUCACAGAGGACGAGAGCCAGGCUGUGGGUACCAGGCCUGCUGUGAGCCCCAGAUGUGUUGCUUGCAUGGUAUUCCCUCUCAGCCAGAUCUGUCCAGUAUGGAGAAAAGCCAGAUAGAAGCCACUCUUUGUAACUCCAGCUGUGUUCAGCCUGCCCUUAUCUCAGCCUCCUUGCACCAGAGCCAGCAGCUCCAGAGGUGCUGGGACUCAGACAGCUCAUUGCAGUGUCCUCCCCCUUCAUCACCUGUCCAGAUUAUGGGUCCCAUCCAGCUCAACUGCAGUCGAGGAUCAACAUCUCAGCCACAAGCGGCUGCCUGUCAGCCACAGUCUGAAACAAAAUCUUAUCUCUAUCACCAACACCAGAGAGAAGUUCUUCCUGACAGCCAGACUCAGCCAAGCGCAGACCGUAGCAGGCCAGGCCCGUGUCAGGCAAAACUGUUGACCAGCGCAACUCUGCAGCGGGAUCUCAGCCACACAGCUGUAGACAGAAAUGUGAUGAGUGAAGAGAUCUGGGAGGAUAGAUACAGGGUAGAGGAGGCUUGUGGACAAACAAUGGUGGCGGCUGAAAACAGAGAGCUACUGCAUGAGGAGUUGCAGCAGCAGGACAGCAGCGAGCCGAAUCCUGUCCAACAACAGCAGCAGCUCCACCUUUGUUCUGCAGCAGAGCUGAGAAAAGAGCACCAGAGGACCAGACCUGCACUGAUGCUCAGAGACCGAGACAGAGACGGCAGGAGAUCCACAUCCCUGGAGGUGUCAGUGACAGCCCGUGAAUGUGUAUCCGAUGUGCAGAGCAGCAGGCUCAGCCCUAGUUUAGUGUGCACGAGGAGGAAUAGACGCUCCCAGAGCAUCCCAGCAGAACUGGCAGCCCCAUCCACCAGCGUUUACUCUGAAAGACCCACAGGAUGCACUCGCGGCCUCGAAGCAGUAGCUGCAAAUAAGUGUGCCAGUGUGGAUCCCAGACAGAGGAGAGCUUCAGAUGGGGUGCUUUGUGUUGUCAAAGAAACUUCACCGGACACGGCGCCCUCCAGAGGCCUCCGGUCUCCUCUAGUGUCCUAUAAGACAGAGCCAGAUCAUUCUUUUACUGUUGUAAAUGACCACGAUGCCAAAGAGAAAUACAAGGUGUCGGGAAACGGCCACAACAGUAACACAGAUGUUCAGAAGGACUCGGGAAGGCCCAGGGUUCCAGUGGUUUGCUUGGAGCGUCUUAAAAUACUUGUGUCUCAGCUCCCCCCACAUGGACGGAGGCAGAGCGACCCUUUACCCGCCAGUGGGACGGAGCGGAGUGAAACCCUCCCGCAGCAGAAAACCUGGCGUGAUGCGACAGCUCAAGGGAUACCCGGAGGCUCCGAGACCACAAGGACCACCCGCUCGCUCACUGCGCCACCAUAUGCAUAUGAGCGUCAGGACUGUAAUCAGCCUACCACGCACGCCACCGUCAGCAAGUUUGACAGUCGAGGGAGAAUCAGUGUUCAUAAAGCCUCCGUGCUGCCAUCCAUUGAUUCUAAAUAUUUGGCACAGAGUUACCCUGCACCGGAUCUGGACUCUGAUUCUGAUCCCAGGUCAGCCUCAGAAGAAGACGUAUGUGUUUCUUGGGCUGAGUCUUCCUCUGAGGCCGAGCUUGAAUGUCUGGCUGAGGAGAAAUCAGCAGGCACGGGAGAGAUGGGACUCUGCGCUGAAACUGAUAUUCCAGAGGAUUCAGAUCCAAGUCUUGAAUAUGAAGCAGACCCAGAAUCAGACGCAGGUGCAGGAUCAGAGGACGGCCAAGGGCUGGAUGCUGAUGCGGAAUCAGGCAACGCUGAAACGGAGUCAGACGUCCAGCCUGACUAUGACCCUGGUUUUCAGGCAGAGACUGAUUCUGACGCUGUAUCUGAUCAACCUCAAGACUCUCAAGGCUCUGUGGAGUCUGAGCUCGAUGUCGAAUCCGAACCUGAACUGACAACAGACGAGCCACAGCCCCUUCGCUCUGACCUGGAAGAGGAGUCCCACAUUGGUCCUGGUCAGAGGCCGCUUCUGAUUGCAAACCCUGUCACUCAAAGAGGCACAGAGGAAGUCCAGCCUGACCAGGACCAUGCGGAGAUGGAGAGUGAGGACUUCUGUGCUGUGUGUCUGAUUGGAGGGGACUUGCUGUGCUGUGACCGCUGUCCAAAAGUCUUUCAUCUGUCUUGCCAUGUCCCAUCUCUGCUAAGGUUCCCCUCAGGCGACUGGCUGUGCAGCCUGUGCAGAGAUGUUGUGCAACCAGAGGUUGUGUACGACUGUGAGAAAGACCCUGGAGAACAAACAUCGUCACAUGGACUGCCUGCUUGUGACCAGAGAAAAUGUGAGCGGCUGACUCUUCUGAUCCUCACUAACAUCCUGAGUGCUCCCUUUCACGAGCCCGUCAGUCCACUUGCUCGUCAUUAUUACCAGAUCAUUAAGAGGCCCAUGGACCUGUCCUUGAUCAGGGCCAAACUCAACAAGAGGAACAGCUGCCAGUAUAACUCACCAGACCAGUUCGUGGCAGAUGUCUAUCUCAUGUUCCGCAACUGUGCAAAGUUUAAUUAUCCUGACUCUGAGGUGGCCCAAGCAGGCCGCAGCCUCGAGGCGUUCUUCAUCUCUAAGCUGAAAGAAGUUUUCCCAGAUAGAGUUUUCCCUGCACCUGAGGCGGACUCUGAUAGCGAUGAGUACGAUGAGGCCUACAGAACCACUGAGGGUGGUUUUCCUUGGCCGGAGAGGAGGGAGCAGUGCCACAGGAAGAGGAAGAGGAGAAACUCUCUCAAAUCCAGGAGACAUCACUUCUAACCAGAUGGAGUGGAGCCAUGGACACAAAUAUGCUGUAUUUGUGUGUAAUUACACUGUUUUCUGUGAUCUGAAAGUAGCCCUUUUUUGUGGCUUGCAAUAAUUUCACAGUGCUCUCAUCCGUUGACAGCUGAACAUUAGCUGAUCACAGUUUUGCCGAUCAGAGGGGGAGUAAAAAUGACAAAAAAAAAAAAAGUCUCUGUUUCAUGAUGAGUCAGACACAAAUUGUUGGGUUGCUUCUGCAGCCUUAAAAUGAGUUAUAGUCAUGAGAUGAUGCUGCGUUUGUUACCGCAUCACAGUAUCACAUAUUUUGGCUGGUGAUGAUUUGAUCCUGAAAUGACUGACUGUAUUUACACUGAGCCCUCCUGAUGUUACAUGCUGUAUUGUAUGAUGGGAAUGCUGUAGUUGGAUGUUAAUUAAUCUCGGUUUGCAUAUUUAUUAAGUGGAUUUUUUUGUGAAUAUAGCUCUGAAUAUACACAGCACUUUGAAACUUGGAUAUUGGUGUAUUUACGAUAUUCAUAAAUACUUACAUAUUUAUACAUGUGUGACUGUAUAGAACUUUAUUUUGCUAUAUUUGUCAUUUUAAUUACUAAAUUAUUGCAGGCAAUUAUCAUAGGUUUGAUUAUGAGAUAUGAUUAUGUGUCUAUGUUUUAAAGUAGCAGUGAAUUUCAUUGCUUUUGUCUUUUUUGCUCAGAAUACAGUACUGAAUGUAAGUGACUGAGGGCACGAUAUAACCAGUGUCAACAAAGCAUUUUCAUGAUUGUUACAGGAUUUAAUGUCCAGAUCUAAGAACAUUUUAAAUUUACAUUUAACCAUAAAUUAAAUUUGUAUGACUUUAUGUAACCUUUCUGUCUCGCUAGUGUUUCAGCAAAUGUUAAAAAAAAAAUAUAUCUCAGGCUUAAUAAGAGUGUAAGGUAUAGAUCAUUCAGUAUUGGUGAUUAUAUAAGGGUCCAUGAUAUUUGUAGAGCCACACAGUUGAGAGAGAAGUUUUAUGGAACAUUUCUGUUGUAGAGUAUUUCCUGUUUUUAAAUAUUCUUUACUUGCUUCGUGCAGUUUAACAUAGAUUUUACUUGACAUUUAGAGUAAUUACUGCGCAAAGUUACUGUCUGUGCACACCUUCAUCCCUGUCAAGAUUAGUGAAUAUGCAGUAUAUGUAAUGUUGCUUCAUUUGAAAUCAAUAGAUGUAAAAUUUCCUAUUGUAUGAGGAGAGAUUGAUAAAGUAUAGUUACUGUCACUGUUUCAGGACAAUUUCUUUCUUCUUCUUUUUUUUUACUGUAACAGUCAAUGAUAAAUGCACAUAUAUUGCUAUCAAUAAAAUGCAU
Messenger RNA from Scatophagus argus, 5829 nucleotides. RefSeq names its product tripartite motif containing 66 (gene trim66). NCBI's taxonomy places the organism in Eukaryota, Metazoa, Chordata, Actinopteri, Scatophagidae. The transcript is spliced from 18 exons. The record is from RefSeq and is a predicted model, not a curated record. Gene Ontology annotation, molecular function: zinc ion binding; protein binding. The coding region runs from base 779 to 4510 and encodes 1243 amino acids.